This is a messenger RNA of Arthroderma uncinatum, 900 nucleotides long. RefSeq lists its product as uncharacterized. NCBI's taxonomy places the organism in Eukaryota, Fungi, Ascomycota, Eurotiomycetes, Onygenales, Arthrodermataceae. The coding region runs from base 1 to 900 and encodes 299 amino acids. The transcript is spliced from 3 exons. The record is from RefSeq and is a predicted model, not a curated record.
AUGACCAAAUGUCGGCUUCGUCAUCUGCUCAUCCUCACGGCCUCAGUCCUCGGCUGCGUCUGGUUCUUCCUCGGGGGCGAGCUCCGCGCCAUCGCUGACCAGUACAACGUCCGCGACUAUCUCAGAGACUCCUUCGACCCGGACAAGCGACCUGUCAAGCCUUCCCAUGCCGUGGCGGUCGGCGACAAGGCCAUCGUCAUGGCCGCCCUGGAGGAGGAAAACACGCGCUGGGUCAAGGAGUACCUCCCAGACUGGCAGCGGGCGAUCUACACAGUCAACCCGUCGCAAAAGACGCUCCGGGACCCAAACCGCCUCUCGACCCCCGCCAACAAAGGCCAUGAAGCCAUGGCCUACCUCACAUAUGUGAUAGAGCACUACGACGCUCUCCCUUCUGUCGUCGCCUUCCUGCACUCGCACCGCGCCGGCUUCCUCAAGGCCUGGCACGUCGACGCCCCGCUGCACGAUAACGCGAUCGCGAUGCAGUCCCUGCAGACCGAAUACGUCAGGCAGAACGGCUACGUGAACCUGCGAUGUAUGCGGAACCUGGGCUGCGCGUCGCCAGGCCGCCACCCGCUCAUCACGCCCGAGGUAUGGGGCCAGCUCUUCAACGGGACCGCGCAGCUCAUCGAGGGCGCAGGCAAGGGUAAGGACAUGCCCAUGCCUAUACCGAAGCUCGUGAUGGCGGCCUGCUGUGCCCAGUUUGCCGUGUCGAGGGAGCAGAUACGGUUGCGGCCGCUGGAAGACUAUGUGCAUUUCAGACAGUGGCUGUUCGAUACGCGGCUGAACGAUGCGUCCAGUGGUCGCGUAUUCGAGUAUCUGUGGCAUAUCAUCUUCGGCAAGGAGGCUAUCUACUGUCCCGAGGAGGAUGUCUGCUACUGCAAGGUCUACGGACGCUGCUAG